Nicotiana tabacum (common tobacco) is the source of this 1587-nucleotide messenger RNA. Its product is annotated as 2,3-bisphosphoglycerate-dependent phosphoglycerate mutase 1. The record is from RefSeq and is a predicted model, not a curated record. Gene Ontology annotation, biological process: glycolytic process. Gene Ontology annotation, molecular function: intramolecular phosphotransferase activity. NCBI's taxonomy places the organism in Eukaryota, Viridiplantae, Streptophyta, Magnoliopsida, Solanales, Solanaceae.
ACUUACUGUGACGAGUCCCUUGAGGCAUGAAACGACGUCGCAACUAACUGUUAUGACAGCGACCUCCGGCAGCCGGUCUUUGAGAUCUCCGCGUUCACAUUUGGGAUAACUGCAAAAAGUCAAUAUGGUUGCUGCUGCUUAUCACCAAGCAAUACACUUCAUAAGUUGCAGCACUUGUGUUUCCAAUGAGCGCUUUAGGAACUUCUUGGUCACAUCUUCAUUUGGGGGUCUUAAAAUGAAACCAGUUUUGAUAAAAGAAAGUUGCAAUUUGAGGCAGUCUGUAAAAUGCAAAGGGCAUUCACCAAAUUCAUCUUUAUGUGCUAUUAAGCCAAUUUUCUCCUCAUUGUCAAGUAUCAAAGAUUCACAGAGAUCAGUACCUGAAUCAUAUUUGAUCUUAAUACGGCAUGGAGAAUCGAUGUGGAAUGAGAAGAACCUAUUCACUGGUUGUGUAGAUGUGCCACUCACCAAUAAAGGAGUAGAAGAAGCAAUAGAAGCCGGUAAGAGAAUCAGACACCUACCCAUUGAUGUCGUCUACAUCUCUGCGUUGAUUCGUUCUCAGAUGACGGCUAUGCUUGCUCUAACAGAGCAUCACUGCAAGAAGGUGCCCAUUAUUAUACACAAUGAGACUGAACAAGCCAAAUUAUGGAGUCAAAUUUAUAGUGAAGGCACUGAGAUGCAAUCUGUUCCUGUUAUUAAAGCAUGGCAACUGAAUGAAAGAAUGUACGGGGAACUUCAAGGGUAUAAUAAGCAGGAAACAGCUGAAAGAUGCGGGAAAGAGCAAGUCUAUAAAUGGCGCCGAAGCUAUGAUGCUCAGCCACCCAACGGUGAGAGCUUGGAAAUGUGCCUGCGAAGAGCUGUUACCUAUUUCAAAGAGCAAGUUGAACCCCAACUUUCCGGUGGAAAGAAUGUAAUGGUAGUAGCUCAUGCAAAUUCAUUGAGGUCCAUCCUAAUGUAUCUUGAUAAGUUGACUGCUGAGGAGGUCAUCCACUUAGAACUCUCAACUGGAGUGCCAAUGCUUUACAUAUACAAAGGGAAUCAAUUCAUCAGGAAGGGAAGUCCCUUGGGAUCUAUGGAGGCUGGAGUUUAUGCUUAUACAGAGAGCUUGGCCUUGUACAAGCAAAAUCUGCUAGAUGAAGUGCUAGAUGAAGUGUCUUUGUAACUUUUUGCCCCCGAAGAAAAUCUAGGAUGGACUCAUGUCGCUGGAAGUUCGUUGAGGCAUUUUCUGUCAUCAAUAAUUCUGAGAAAGCGGAGCCAAGAUGGAAGACAUUUUUUGCAGCUACCUUAUGUAACAAUCAAUAGUUGGACACACAUUGUGCCCCUCUUUGUGGUUCAAGUGAGUAUGCCAGUGAAGAUCUGACAAUAAUUUGAGCACUUUUUGUGGAGACCAGACCCAAAGCUGAUUCUGCUUAGCUGAUUUUUUUUUUUUGGGUAAUUUACUUAGCUGAUUAUUACUAUCCUCAAUUGAGGAACUUUAUCAAUUCAUUUUUUCAUGUUUCUUUAGCCAGAGCUUCUAAUACUUACAUUAGAGAGUUUGUUGUCUACAUGUCUAUUGGUAUUGUUUUGCAAUGUAUUUCUCGUUUUGUUAUU